This is a messenger RNA of Aegilops tauschii subsp. strangulata, 3428 nucleotides long. Its product is annotated as putative disease resistance protein RGA4. Lineage: Eukaryota; Viridiplantae; Streptophyta; Magnoliopsida; Poales; Poaceae. Gene Ontology annotation, molecular function: ADP binding. The record is from RefSeq and is a predicted model, not a curated record.
AAAAAGAGGUAGACUGAAGAAAAAAAGCAGCGAUGGAAGGUCGCCGACAUCUCCGAUGCUGCUCGGCGGAGCUUCGAUCCGGCGGCCGGAGGCGACUCGCCAUCCGAAACUCGAGCCGCCUAUGGACGACGCCGACACAGGUCUCCGGCAGGUUAUCAGGUGCAUCACCUUCAGGGUCUAUGCACAUAUUGAUCCUGCAGCCUACCUAGCCUUCUCCCCCUCUCUGAAAGCUUGCAAUGGCGGACCCAAUUACCCUUAGUGCUGCUGUAGGAUGGGGCGUAACCACAGUAGGUUGGCUCGCCUCACCCAUCAUUCCUAGGCUCCUCAACAAAGCUUUCACCCUCCUCGAAUUUGACGCAGCAGAGAAGCUGAAGAUACUUGAUAUACAAGUUUUACAACUGCAGCGGGUGAUGGAUGUAGUCGACGAGAGCACUUACAAGGCUCACUUGGAGCCACUAUUAGAUAAGCUUAAAUCUGCUCUAUAUGAAGCCGAAGACAUCUUGGAUGAUGUUGAGUAUCAGCGUCUCGACAAGCAGAUCCAAGAUAGCAAGUCAGCCGGCAGCAUGCCUCCACGUAAGCGUGAUUGGCUGAUGAAGAAUCUUCGGUCUGCCCUGCCGAGAUCCCUGCUAAAAGAUGAGGUGACUGGUAUGUCAAAAGUGGAGUUGAAGAAGAGCCUAGAGAAGAUAGAAAGUGCUAUAAAUGAUGCAUGUGAUAUUUUGAAACAACUGAACUUGCCAGGUGUAAGUGAUGAUAAUGGGAGACCAGCUGUUGCUACCAAUGCACUUAGUGCAGGCACUAGUUCUGCAGUACGUGUAAUUGGUCGAGAUAAGGAUCGUCACAAGAUCAUAGCAAUGCUUCAUGAGAAGGAAGACCACUGCCAAGCAAACACCGUCAGUGGUACAUGUUAUUCUGUAAUUGGCAUUCAUGGCAUCGCCGGGUCUGGAAAAUCAACACUUGCACGGUGUAUUUAUGAUCAUGAGAAAAAGCAGAAGCAAGAGAAUAAGGAAGGCCAUUUUGAGAUUGUUAUCUGGGUUCAUGUUUCACAGAAAUUUGAGAUGGAUUCCAUUUUCAGGGACAUGUUUGAGGGUGCUACAGGGAAAGAAUGCCCCGAAUUAAACAGUCUUCAUGCCCUAACAGAAAAACUGGAGGAGGUACUGCUUGGAAAACAGAUUUUGCUGAUACUGGAUGAUGUCUGGUACAGCAGUAGGAAUUCUGAAGACCAUGAAAAACUACAAAAGUUAAUUUCUCCACUGAAUGUUGGAAAGGCAGGAAGCAGAAUCUUGGUGACUAGUCGAACCGAAGAUGCAUUACUAGCUAUGGGUACUGUACAAGAGAGAUGUAUUCCAAUAUCUGACUUGGAUGAUGAAGUGUUCCUCGAAAUGUUCAUGUAUUAUGCACUUGGAGAUGCAAGGGUAGGUGGCAAUGAUCGAAGAGAACUUGAAAUGAUUGGAGAGGACAUUGCAAAAAAACUGAAGAGAUCACCUCUAGCAGCCAGAACAGUGGGUGCACGGCUCCGUAAAAACCCAAAAGUUGAAAUUUGGAGAAGAGAGAAGGACCGGGACCUUAUGAAAGAGACAAUGGGAGCUCUGUGGUGGAGCUACCAGUAUCUUGAUGAGCAGGUCAGGCGAUGCUUUGCUUACUGCAGUAUUUUUCCAAGACGACAUCGCUUGAUACGUGAUGAGUUAGUUAAGUUGUGGGUGGCAGAAGGGUUCAUAAAGACUAGUAAGCCUGAAGAGGAAAUGGAAGAUGUUGCUCAGGAAUACUUUGAUGAAUUGUUGUCGGCCUCAUUUCUGCAAUUCGGAGGGAAACAAGAGGUACGUGGACAUGAGGUUGAGGUUGAUUACUUCACAAUUCAUGAUCUUCUGUGUGAUUUAGCGGAGGAGGUUUCUGGAAGAGACUGCUUCAGGAUCGAGAAAGGCUUCACAGGAGAAGUUCCUCCAGAUGUUCGCUAUCUUUUUGUUGGAACUAAUGAUAGAGAGAUGAUUACUAAGAAGAUAUCAAGACUGCAAAACUUACGCACUCUCAUCAUCGAUGAGUGGAUCCGUGUUAAAUAUGACGAGUGGGAAGUCGUAGCGGGCAUGGUCACUAUGUUGACAGGGCUGCGGAAAUUGCGGGUUCUGAAUUUGAGAAUGGUUGGUGGACAUGGUUUUUGGACCUUCUCAAUCCCGGAUUCUAUUGGUCAACUGAAGCAUCUGCGUUAUUUUGCUUUCGUGGUACCUGCACAUACCAAGCUAACUGUACCGUGCGCUUUUACCAAGCUUUACCACAUGCAGGUAGCAAAUUUUGGUGUGUGCGAUCUUUUGACGUUCUCUGGUGGUGAAGAUAUGAUGAACCUCGUCAACUUGCGCUGUGUGGUCAGCUUGGCAGAUCUGAAUUUUCCUAACGUUGGUAGGCUGACAUGGCUCCAACAGUUAAGGUUCUUCACAAUAAAGAAGAAAGAGGGUUAUGAGCCACAUCAGCUGAGGCACCUAAACAAGCUUCAAGGUAAGCUGCAGAUCCAUGGUCUUAAGAAUAUUGAGAGCAAGGAGGAGGCGCUUGAAGUCAAUCUUGCUGGCAAGGAAAAACUCACAGAACUGGUUCUGGUCUGGGAUGAUGGGAGCUGCAGUCCAGAGGUUCAGGCAGAGGUACUUGAGGGCCUCUGCCCUUCAAAGUAUCUUGAAAUACUAGAAAUUAGUUACUACAACGGUACGAGUUUACCGACUUGGAUGAUGGGUGAGCAUAAUGGCGGCCCGAAGAACCUGAAAGAACUUAGAUUCAUGCAACUGGGACCUGCUCCUGACCUUGGAGCUUUCAUUCAUCUUCAAUCUCUAUGUUUUCUGAAGUGCAACUGGGAUGCCUUACCAGGCAACAUGGAGCACCUUACAUCGCUCAAGAAACUGGAGAUCUCUGCCUGCGAGAAUAUACGGUCGCUUCCAACACUGCCCAAGUCCCUUGAGAAAUUUAGAGUCAAAUGGUGCAGUCACGAGUUCACGCAAUCUUGUAUAACGGCUGGUGAUCCAAAUUGGCAAAAGAUUGAGCACAUUCCAAAGAAAGCAAUUUCACUUUAUUGAAAAAGGUUACGGAAGCAGCAUGCCCUUUUGAUGAGGAUGGGAGCUGAAGAAGAUGGGAGUCAAAAUCAUGAAGCAUCCUGCCAAAUCUUAAGUCUUUACUGGGUAGCCAUUUCCGGGUGGACUCCCUGCCAAUUAUUCAUAAACUGUGGACACUGCAAAAUGUCAUGGCUGUCUCAAUAUAUUUGUUUACCAUAUCUGGUAUGUAAUAAUGUGGAAUGGUGACCACUGGUUUAUUUGCUUCCUAUAUAUUGACCCCAAAACUGUAUGAUUCCUAGAGCUUGUAAUAACACCCUGGGAUGGUGAACACUGGAUGUAUUUGCUCGCUGCCCUUUGCAACACUGAUGAAUGAUGAACGGCAAAUAAUUUGAUUGCUAGGAA